Molecule: messenger RNA, 6987 nt
Organism: Menidia menidia (Atlantic silverside)
Lineage: Eukaryota; Metazoa; Chordata; Actinopteri; Atheriniformes; Atherinopsidae
Source: the annotation of a GenBank genome assembly
AUGGUGACCGCAUGUCUUUGUCCUGCCCUGAAAAAGGAGCGUGUGAGGAAUGCGGCUGGAAGCGAGCAGGAGAAGCCCAGAAGCUCCACCUCAUCCACAGGCUCCACCCCCGGACGGCCUGAGGCCUCGGACACAGGCGGGAGCCCCCAGGAGGAGCACCCUCAUAGCCCAGAGCCUCACGUGUGCCUGUUGGACUGCAUGGCCCUGGACCUGCAGGAGAUGGACAUCUUCGCUGCAGAGCACCUGCCCUGUCGUCCCUGGGAUGGCGGCGGGCAGCCCGAGUCCUCCGACCUCAUCUUUCCCUCAUACUCUGUCCGCCGAACUGGAGACAAUCUGCUCAAAGACCGCUGCCGCCUAAGGCUCAAAGUGGAGCGCAACCUGGACAGGGAGCUGAGCCACGCCGUGCCGGACAUGUCCAUCCACGGCAGCCUGUCCUCGGUGCACUGCUGUCUGGACAUGAAGCACUACCAGCUGAUCAGAGGCCUGCUGGAGAACAACCUGGGAGAGCCGGUGGAAGAGUUCCUGCGACCCUACAACCUCCAGGACCCCAGCAGCUAUACGGUGUUGAGUGGAGAUGUCUUUACCAACCUGUCCUUCCUGGUGGACAUGAUGGACGUCAGCCUGGAGCUCCUGGACAGCCCAACCCGGUCCGAAUGCAGGCGCUCCUUGGCGAGGUUUGACUUCAUGAAGUCGAAGGUGCUCUUUGAGGGUUUCUCCAACGGAUCCAAGUCUGUCAACCUGGUGUCUCAUUCUCUGCUGGCGCACGACACCCGCUACACGGGCGCCAGGAGGGGCGCCGAGGGCCUCAGGCACAACGUGUUUGACUGCAUUCUGCAGCCCUCCAAAACGGGCACCAACCGGGCGUCCCUGCAGCUGGAGCUGCACUACAGGUCCACCCGCGAGUCCUCCUGCUUCACCGUGGUGCUCAAUAACCUCAGGGUCUUCCUCAUCUUCGACUGGCUGCAGCUGGUGCGGGACUUCCUCCACAUGCCGGCCGAGAGCGGGCCGGGCGGCGCCGAGGCCCGCCAGCGCUGGCCCAGCGCCGCCGGCGCCGAGCCGGGCCCCGCCGGAGCCCUCAUGCCCAAGACGGUGAAGAGCGGAGUGGUUACCAAGAGGUCCACCGUACCGGUCAACCAGGAGCGCUGCCUGGAGGUGAAGAUCAAUGUGACAGGCACUGAGUUUGUGGUGGUGGAGGACCUGUCCUGCCCGGAUACCAACGCCAUCAUUCUGAAGGGCACCACGGUCCUCACGUACAAGCCCCGUCUGGUGGACCGGCCCUUCUCCGGCAGCCUGGCCGGAGUAGAGGUGUUCUCCUGCCGGCUGGGCAGCGAGCAGGAGACGGCGCUGUCCAUCAUCGACCCCGUCAACGUUCAGGUGGACCUGUGUGGGAGCCCCACCUACCAAAGCAGCUCCGGGCUCCUGGAUGCCUUCAAUGUGGAGGACAUCCCGCCGCUGCUGGAGAUUCAGUUCCCUGCUCUGGACAUCCGUCUGUCCUACAACGACAUUCAGCUUUUUUUGGCCAUCGCCAAGUCAAUCCCCACUGCCAGCGCCGGGCCCACACCUCCAUCAGAUUCUGAGGGCUCCCAGGCUGCCGCGGCCCCCAGAGAGGGCUCCAGGAGCAAGGCGCCCCCCCUCGCAGAGACCCAGCUCAGACACCUACAGGACCUGGGCUUUAGGAAAGAGGACUGCAUGGCUGCUCUGAGACACUGCAAAGGCCAGCUGGACCAGGCUGCCACCUGGCUGCUGGAGAACGCUGAGAGCAUGGCUGGACAGCCCAGGACCAGAGCUGGCUCUGACAGCCACAGCCACUCUGCCCCCCUCUCAGGGGUGGAGGUCAAGGCUGAGAGCGUCUGCAUCUGCUUCAUCGACGACUGCCUGGACUGUGACAUCCCCCUGGCAGAGCUCACCUUCUCCAGGCUGUAUGUUCUGCAGCGCAUCGGCUCCACCCAGGAAGGCAACGCCAGCUUCACUCUGUCUGGGGACUACUACAACAGAGAGCUGUCAGGCUGGGAGCCCAUCAUCGAGCCCUGGCCCUGUUUCCUGUCCUGGCAGCAGCAGGCCGCUGGCCGCCUCCACCCCCCACGCCUCAAAAUGGGGAUACGAGCCAAGCAGAGGCUGGACAUCAACAUCACGUCUGUUCUGCUCGAACAAUACAAAACUACCAAGAGCUCCUGGAUGGCUGAUUACUGUAAGGAGGAGGAACAGGCCACCAAGUCUUCCCCCCCUCUGCCCUGGAUAGGCUCUUCCGUGGACCCCCCCAGCUUUGGUCAGACAGAUGCCAAGCUGUCAAAGAGGAGGCAGCCUUUUGUGCCAUACGCUCUGCGCAACCACACCGGAUGCACCAUGUGGUUUGCCACCCUGACCACUACUCCCACAAGGGUGGCGCUGUCUCAUAGCAGCAGCGCGGACUCCAUCUCUGAGGUCCACAGCUCGGGUGCUGAUGACUCCCACAACGUGAGCCAGUGGAGAGAGGUCCUGCCUGGGGAGGAGGUCCCGUUCGAGUUUGAGGCCCGGGAGAAGCUGCGCCACCGACACACUCACGAGCUGAAGCUUCACCAGCUGCUGGUUCGGGUCUGCGGAUGGGAGCAAGUGAAGCCCGUGUCCGUGGACAAAGUGGGCAUUUUCUUUCGUUACGCAGCUCCAGACAGGACCAACUCUUCCAACACAGUGGGCAGCCCCAUCAGCAGGACCAACAUCAUCCACCCUCAUGUCUAUUUUUCGGCCCUGCCUCCUGUCAGGGUUGUCUUCGCCAUCACAAUGGAGGGAAGUGCAAGGAAGGUCAUCACUGUGCGCUCGGCCCUCAUGGUGAAGAACCGGCUGGAUGCUCUGAUGGAGGUCCGACUGGACAGUCCCUCCGCACCCGACAAGCCGGUGGUGUUGCCUCCCAUCUUGCCCGGGGAGGCUCUGGCCAUCCCUCUCCAUCUGACCUCCUGGAGGCUGCAGGCCCGGCCCAAAGGCAUGGGCUUGUUCUUCUGUAAGGCUCCCAUCCACUGGACCAGCGUGGAGCGGCCGGGGGAGAUCAGCAGCUCUAAAAGGGAGUGUCAGACUGCAGACGUGGAGGACAGCCCCAAGGGUAACUUCAGGUUUUGUGUGGUCAUCAAGAAGGAGAACUACCCGGAGCAGCAGCCCGCUAAGAGGCAGGCGUCUGGCGGGGCGCAGCAGAUCUACCGGCAGCCGGGCCACACCGUCUACCUGCUGCCCACCAUGGUGCUGCACAACCUGCUGCCCUGUGACCUCAGCUACUACAUCAAAGGAACGGCCAUCCUAGGCACCCUGAAGCCGGGGAAGGAAGCCGUGCUCCACUCGGCGGACACCUCGCAGAACAUGGAGCUGGGAGUGCUGCUGGAGAGUUUCCCUGUUUGCAAGGAGCUGCUGAUUCCACCGGGCACUCAAAACUACGUGGUGCGCAUGAGGCUGUACGACACCAACAAACGGCUGCUGUGUCUCACCAUCCGCAUCAUCCUGCUGGCUCAGGGGGCUCUGAAGAUUCUGAUAUCCUCCCCCUACUGGCUCAUCAACAAGACUGGCCUGCCCUUAAUAUUUCGUCAGGACAAUGGGAAGACGGACACGGCGGGGCAGUUCGAGGAGCACGAGCUGGCCCGCAGCCUGAGCCCCCUACUCUUCUGCUACACCGACAAGGAACAGCCUGCCAUGUGCACCAUGCGGAUCGGGAAAGGAAUCCACCCGGACGGAGUUCCAGGCUGGUGCCAAGGCUUCUCCUUAGAUGGAGGGAGUGGGGUCAGAGCAGUGAAGGUGAUCCAGCAUGGGAACAGGCCCGGACUCAUCUACAACAUAGGGAUCAGCGUGCGUAAAGGAAGAGGUCACUACAGAGACACACACAUAGUGACAUUUGCUCCACGCUACCUGCUGGACAACCGCUCCACCCACAAACUGGCCUUUGCUCAGAGAGAGUUUGCCAGAGGAAAGGGGGCGGCCAACCCAGAGGGCUACAUCUCCACCCUGCCGGGCUCCAGCGUCGUCUUCCACUGGCCCAGGAACGACUAUGACCAGCUGCUGUGUGUGCGCCUCAUGGACACGCCCAACUGCACCUGGUCAGGAGGCUUCGAGGUCAACAAACCAAAGUCCUUCCACGUCAACAUGAGGGACACGCUGGGGAACUGCUUCUUCCUGCGGACGGAGAUCACCCUGAAGGGAGCCACCUACCAGAUCUCCUUCACAGACACUGACCAGCUGCCUCCCCCCCUCCGCAUCGACAACGUCUCAGAGGUGCCCAUCCAGUUCUGGCAGCACGGCGUGGCGGACAUCCGGCUGCACACGGAGGUGAAGGCCCUGUCGGUGCUGGACUACGCCUGCGACGAGCCCACGCUGCCCCCCUACCUCACGCUCACCGUGAAGGGGGCGGGCUCGUCCGAGGUCACGGCCGACAUGAACUUCUUCAGGGAGUACAACAAACUCUACUACGAGAACUUCAUCUACAUCGCGGCCAGGCACACCUUCUCACAGAAUGCUGAGCGGAGACCCGUUGGGAAGAAGCACGUGGUGAGCUGCGCCGAGCUGGUCCUGGACGUGGACACCAAGACUCAAAGGGUCAUCCUCAGGAAGAAGGAGCCGGGGAAGCGCUCCCAGCUGUGGCGGAUGACGGGGGCUGGCAUGCUUUGUCACGAGGGCUCCUCGCCGCCCCAGAGCAAGCCGGCCCAGCCGCGGCCUCUGGACUCCUCGCUGGUGCUGGACAUCGCCGGGCUGGCAGCCGUCAGCGACAACAGCUUCGAGCCGCUGAUGCUGCGGAGGCCAGACUCCCGGCGCAGCACCACCCAGACCUGGUACUUCAGCUCAGGCAUGCUGACCUGCGGCCUCCCUCGCCUCGUGGUCCAGGUGAAAGGUGGCGUGGCGGGCCUGUACGACGGGGCGGAGGUGGUGCUGGGACCAGAUUCAGGUCUGAUGGAACCGGGCCCUCAGCAGCAGUUCAUCAACCAGAAGAUGAGGCCGGGGUCUGGGGUGCUGUCGGUCCAGGUGCUGCCUGACGGGCCCACGCGGGUCCUCCAGAUCAGUGACUUCAGCCAGAGGAGGACCGCCCGGAGCUCAGCCAGCUCAGAGCAAGAGCGGAGCAAAGAGGCUAGACCGAAGGCGGAGCCUGAGAAGGAGCUGGAGGUUUUGGUCAGCCUGGAGGAGGGUCUAGGCGUGUCUCUGGUCAACAAAGUUCCCGAGGAGCUGGUGUUUGCCACGCUGUCCGGUGUGGACGUCCACUUCACUCGCACCGAGGCCAACGAGGUGUUGGAGCUGAGCAUUCAGAACAUCCAGGUGGACAACCAGCUGCUGGGCACCACCCAGCCCGUCAUGCUGUGCGUGACUCCCAGCUCCGGCGAGGCCGGCGUCAGCGACAGCGGCCCGGCCCUGCAGGUGAACUCGGUCAAAGUCCCCAGCAGGCUGAUGCUCACAGACCUCUUCAAGCACCUGAUGGUGACGGCGCGCCGCUUCACGGUCAUCAUCGAGGAGAAGCUGCUGCUCAAGCUGCUCAGCUUCUUCAGCUACGGGGACGCAGAGGCUGAGCUGGAGAAGCUGGAUGAGAGCCUGCACGAGAGGCCCAGUGAGGUAGCAGGACCUCUCAAACGCUACUACUUUGAGAACCUGAAGAUCAGCCUCCCCCAGGUCAAACUCAGCGUCCUCACCUCUCACAAGCUGCCGCCAGACCUCAAGGCCCUGAAAGGCACGCUGGGCUUCCCUUUGGUUCGCUUUGAGGACGCCGUCAUCAACAUGUACCCCUUCACCAGAGUGCACCCCUACGAGACCCAGGAGAUCAUCAUCAAUGACAUCCUCAAGCACUUCAGAGAGGAGCUCAUGAGCCAGGCUGCUCAGAUACUGGGCUCUGUGGACUUCUUGGGGAACCCCAUGGGCCUCCUCAAUGACGUCUCCGAGGGCGUGUCUGAGCUCAUCAAGUACGGCAACGUGGGUGGUCUCAUCCGCAAUGUGACCCACGGCGUGUCCAACUCUGCUGCCAAGUUUGCAGGGACUCUAUCGGACGGGCUGGGGAAGACCAUGGACAACCGGCACCAGAGUGAGCGGGAGUACAUCCGAUACCACGGAGCCACCAGUGGAGAGCACCUGGUGGCAGGGAUCCACGGCCUGGCUCACGGGAUCAUUGGCGGCAUGACCAGCAUCAUCACCUCCACAGUGGAGGGGGUGAAGACGGAGGGGGGAGUCAGCGGUUUCUUCUCUGGGCUGGGCAAAGGUCUGGUUGGCACCGUGACCAAACCGGUUGCGGGGGCUCUGGACUUUGCGUCAGAAACAGCCCAGACGGUGCGGGACAUGGCCAGCCUCAGCAAUCACAGGCUGGGCGUGCAGCGCGUCCGGAAGCCUCGCUGCUGCAAGGGGCCCCAGGGCCUGCUGCCCCGCUACUCGUCCACGCAGGCCGACGGCCAGGAGCAGCUCUUCCGCCUGACCGACAACAUCCACUCCGAGCUCUUCAUCGCGGUGGAGCCCAUCGACAGCUACUGCGUCCUCAUCUCCUCCAAGGUGGUCUACUUCCUGAAGCCGGGGGACUACGUGGACCGGGAGGGCAUCUUCCUGGAGGUGAAGUACGACGACCUGUACCACUGCCUGGUGUCUAAGGACCACGGGAAGGUCUACGUGCAGCUGACCAAGAAGGCCGAGAGCACCAGCAGCGGGGUGGCUAUGCCCGGCCCCUCCCACCAGAAGCCCAUGGUUCACGUGAAGAGCGAGAGCCUUGCAGUCAAGAUCUCUCAAGAAAUCAACUAUGCCAAGAGCCUGUAUUACGAGCAGCAGCUCAUGCUGCCCGCCAGUCUCGGCGUUUUGUUGGAUUUGACGCACCUGAGGUCAGACGUUGAACAAAGCACACUCGACUUGGAGAAGCCAAGUAUGGCCUGGCUGGCCCUGUGGGCCACAGAACCCCCACCCAGCGCGUACACAGAAGACAUGCUGUGUGGCCUGUCAGGGGUCGGGUGGGGACUCCACCUGCAUCAAAUAAAGCACCAGACUGCAGCACUCUCUGUGACCCCUGUCUUUUCCUGA